This is a messenger RNA of Argiope bruennichi, 615 nucleotides long. RefSeq lists its product as uncharacterized. The transcript has a single exon. The record is from RefSeq and is a predicted model, not a curated record. Gene Ontology annotation, molecular function: nucleic acid binding. The coding region runs from base 1 to 615 and encodes 204 amino acids. Lineage: Eukaryota; Metazoa; Arthropoda; Arachnida; Araneae; Araneidae.
AUGAAAACCAGGUUAGCAUUUCGAGAAGAUACUCAAGAUUUCAAGUUUUCAAUGAUUCUUCCUUCAGAUCAUCCUGUUGUUACAAGUUUGAUUAUAUCUAAACAUAAAGAACUCUUGCACUGUGGUAUUCAGACGUUAAUUGCAAGACUUCGAGAAAAAUAUAGGAUUUUGAAGGCCAGGAAAACAAUUAGAAAGGUUAUACGUAAAUGUGUUAUCUGCAAAAGAUUCAAUGCCAGAUAUAUUGAAGUAAUGUUUGCUCUUCUGCCUGAAGAUCGAAUCAAGGAUGCUUUUUGUUUUGAAGUCACUGGAAUAGAUCUGGCUGGACCAGUCUUCUUGAGAGAUGGAAGCAAAUCAUGGAUAGUUUCAUUUACUAGUUCAGUAUUCCGGGCUGUGCAUCUGAAACUCGUCGCUUCUACGUCUACUGAUAAAUUUUUACUUGCACUAAGAAGAUUUAGAGCUCGGCGAGGGAUGCCGGCUAUCUUAUAUACAGAUAACUGUAAAAACUUUGUGGGAACCGAACACCUUCUAAAAAGGGUUAACUGGGAUCAAGUUGUUACUUAUGGAGCUGCAAGUAGAAUCAUUUGGAAAUUUAUACCUCCAUCUUCACCUUGGUAG